AUGAAUUAAUUUGAAUAAUGUGAAAGAAAAAAGUAGUGUUCAUUGGAUUAAAUGUUCAAGAAAUACGAGGAAGCUACUUAAGUAUGUUUAUAUAUUAAUUGCGCAAGAGAUAUUAGAAAGGAUUGGAGGAGAAAAAGUAGAGAGCAAAGUUAGAAUCGGAUAAAGCGAGGGAGGCAUAAUUUAUUUAAAAGCUUGAGGCUUAGAAUAAAAAAAUAGAGUUUGAUGAAAAAAUAAUAGAAUCCUAAGAAAGAAAGAAGGAUUUAGAAAAACAUAUGUUAGAGAAGCAAUAGUAAAAAAAAUAAAAGGAUGAGGAAGUAAGGAGAAAGAAGAAGGAAAAUGAGGAUGAAAAACUUUAAAAAUUAUUGAAGAAAUAAGAAAAAAAGGAUUGUUAAGUGAAGAAGGUGAAAAAAGAUGUUUAAAAGAUUAAAAGGAAAGAUGAAUUAAAAAUUUUAUUAGAUCAAUCUGUUUCUGAUGAUGCAUCUAUGGAAUUAGAAGUCGAAAAAAAAAGAUAAUGCAAAUCAUUAUCAGAUUCAUUAUAGGCAUUAGAGAGCGAUUAAAUCAUCUAUUUUAAAUUACAAAAAUAAAAAGAGGUUGAAAUCAAGGAAAAUAAGAAAAAGCAAAAAUAAUAAAAAAUUAUGCCAUCAAAAACAUUUAGAGAAUAAUCUGUUCCCACCAUUAAGAAAUCUAUAAUAUUUCCAAUUUUAAUUCGUACCAAAUAAGAUGAUAAUUCAUAUGUUUUACAAUCUAUUCUAUAACAACAAUAACCCCAAUCACCUACAUUCAAAAAUGAAGAAAAUUCAAGCACAAAUGUUACUCCAAAAAAAGAGAAAGAAGAGGAACCACAAUUUUUCAAACUUUGUUAAAUUUGCAAUAGUAUCAUAGAAAAUGAAGAUGACAAUAAACAUAUUUAAUCUAAGUCUCACAAAUAAACAAAAUAGUAUUAUAAUCUAUAAGCUACUUAAAAUGACAUUUUAGUUGUAAAAGGAUCUAAGGAUGAGAUCUCUUAGAAUAGAUUCUAAUCAAUCAGAAAAAGAUGUCAAAAAAUUAAACAAAAAAUAUAAUAAAAGAGUCUAUAAUUAGAAAAUAUGAAUAUUUAUUGUUAUAAAGAACCAGGAAAUAGUUAUAACAGAUAAAGGAUCUAGAAAUUAUCUAAUGAUCUUGAUAAAUUGUUGAACAAUUAAAUUAAGGAUUUAUAUUAAAUUGAGUAGCAAAUGAAAGAAUUACUAAAAUUAGUGAAUCAAGAAACAGACUUAAUUAACCUAAGAUAAAUGAAGUUCAUCUAAAUUGUUAUCGAAGUUUUCAAGAAGAUCUCUUCCUGUCAUAAAAAUGAAUAUACCUAAUAUCUUAAAAUAAUUGGAGUGGUAAAUAUUAUUUAAUUAUCAUUGAGGCAACUGAAAUUGUUUACCAGUUCUGUAGUGUGUAUAAUAAUAGAACCUAUAUGUUGGCAAGCAAUAAAUUAUUGCCAAUUAUUGAUUUUAUGUACAACUUUUUAGCGUCAAAGCCAACCAAAUUUAUAUACAGUUAUCAAUUCGUUGCUUAAUGUUUUUAAAUAUUUAGUUUACUUAUCAAGCAUAAAUUACCUACUGAUCCUCUUUCAGAUUUAAAUAUUCAGGGAAUUUAAGAAGAUACUUUGGAAUAUAUGUAUUGUUGUGGAUUAUUCAAUAAGAUGAAAUUAAGAUUUCUAUCGUUUGAAAAAGAUUACAUCAAUUCUGAAGGUAAAAUCCCUGUUGCUCUUGUUAAGAGUGUUGCAUUUAUAGAGGCUGCCACAAACUACCAUGGAUUUGAGUAUACUUAUAUAAUAAUCAUAGGACACAAAAUAAAUCAUUAUUUGAUGAAGAAGGAAAACGAAUAUCCAAAAGUUUUGAAGAACAUCUCAAGUUUGUGCUUAAAGAAACAGAACUAUUCGGCUUAAUAUAAUUAAUUAGUUAGAUGGUUGUUGGUGAGGAAGUUUGUUUUACUACUAAUAAGUUACUUCCCUAAACAAUUAUCAGUUUUUUCAUGGUAGGAAUUAAAACUUUGAACAAUAUUGCUAGAUUAAAUAUUAUCGUUUUGUAGGAAACUAUGAAUAAACAAUCUAAUAAAUAAGAAGUUCAUAUGAUAAUAUAAAGACUUGUAACGUAUUGUAAAUGCAACCUUGAGUAAAGUUAAGAUUUAAAAGACUUGCUCAAUGAAUUAAUUCUUUUAAUAGGAUAUUAUUGUGUUUUAAACCCAAAUAAUCAAAAUUCCCUUGUAGGAUCAAUGAAAAAGAUUUCAGUAUUACAUAAUUUAUUGCAAAUGCCUUCUCAAUUUUAUGUUGAUAAAAUGUUAAAGAACAUUCUCUUUCCUACUCUAUUAUGUUGCAUGUUUAGAAAUCCUAACAAUAUGAAAAUUGUAUUAGAUGAAAUGGAUAAAUCCUAUUUCUUAGAAAUUUUAUAAUACGAUGUAAAUUCAAUAUAUAAUGUAGUCUGAACAAUUUUACGAAAACCACAAUGGCUAAUAGUUAUAAAGAUCACCUUCUAUGUCCAGUACAAAUUCUUAGAAUUCCGUAUUUCCAUACAGUUCUGCUGUAUACUUUAAACUUAGUUAACGAUUUCCGAUGUGUUAUUUUAAGGAGGCUUAUACAGAAUUACUAGAUUAUAAGGAUUGA
Paramecium octaurelia is the source of this 2626-nucleotide messenger RNA. NCBI's taxonomy places the organism in Eukaryota, Ciliophora, Oligohymenophorea, Peniculida, Parameciidae. The record is from the annotation of a GenBank genome assembly.